AUGAGCGAAGAGAAGACGAUUCUGUCGAUCCAAUCGUAUGUGACCCACGGCUAUGUGGGAAACAAGGCAGCAUCGUUCCCACUGCAGCUGCAUGGGUUUGACGUGGAUGGCGUCAACACGGUGAGCCUCUCGAACCACAGUGGCUAUCCCAUCAUCCGCGGCCAUCGCAUGGACCUUCAGGAGUACGAAACCCUAAUGGAAGGCAUGCGUGCGAAUAACUUCUUACCCGGCUAUCGCUACAUCAUUACAGGGUACAUCAACAAUGCCGAUAUUGUGAGGAGGAUCCGUGACACGGUUAAAGAAAUCCGCACACUGCGUGAGAAGGAAGGAAAGAAGCUUACGUUCUUCUGCGACCCGGUUAUGGGCGAUGAUGGCAUCAUGUACUGCAAACAGGAAGUCUUGGAGGCGUACAGGGAGCUUAUUCAGUGCGCAGAUGUUGCAACUCCGAACUACUACGAGGCAAGCCUGUUGAGUGGCGUCAAUGUAACGGAUAUGACGACUGCCUUGCAGGCAACCGACUGGUUCCAUGCGCAGGGCACCCAAAAUGUUAUUAUCAAAUCCUUCCGCACGAAGGAGGACCCUCAAAAUUUACACUUUCUCUUCUCUACCAUGGCGACGGGUGGUAAAACACCGCAGCGGUUUACUGGCGUUGUGCCCUACCAUGAGGGACGCUACACCGGAACUGGCGAUCUUUUUGCGGCAUCCCUUUUGGCUUUUUCCCACCAGCACCCAAUGGAGGUUGCGGUGGGAAUAGCGAUGGGUGUCCUGCAGGACGUCAUCUUGGCGACGCGCAACGAAGGUGGUGACGGCACGAGUUCCCUGAUGAACCGCGAGUUACGCGUGACGAAGUCGGUCCAGUCACUUCUGAACCCUGCCAAUGUGGCUGAAGUGAGGCCGAUGUGA
Messenger RNA from Trypanosoma cruzi, 903 nucleotides. Its product is annotated as pyridoxal kinase, putative. Gene Ontology annotation, cellular component: cytosol. The transcript has a single exon. Gene Ontology annotation, molecular function: pyridoxal kinase activity. Gene Ontology annotation, biological process: pyridoxal 5'-phosphate salvage. Bases 1 to 903 code for a protein of 300 amino acids. Lineage: Eukaryota; Euglenozoa; Kinetoplastea; Trypanosomatida; Trypanosomatidae. The record is from RefSeq and is a predicted model, not a curated record.